This is a messenger RNA of Gryllus bimaculatus (two-spotted cricket), 675 nucleotides long. The record is from the annotation of a GenBank genome assembly. NCBI's taxonomy places the organism in Eukaryota, Metazoa, Arthropoda, Insecta, Orthoptera, Gryllidae.
AUGUUCGAGAGAAUUUUUCUGGGGUGGAAUGUAGUCGUUUGUUUUUUAUGUAUAGGGAGAAAAAGUGGUCGGGGUGGACGAGAAGAAAGGGAAGUUGACGGUGAAAUUUGCCUGAUUGACGGAGGGAUUGUUGGGCCUGUUUUGGCGGGGGACCAAAUCUGGGGAAUAGGAUGUAGUCGUUUGUUUUUAUGUAUAGGGAGAAAAGUGUCGGUGAAAGAACUGCCCCUUGGGGGACGCCGGCUGAAAUUGGUCGGCUGGAGGAGGUGGAAUUAUACUAUUGCUGAAGGUGGGAGGGGGGUUGUUCCGUCUGGCAGGGUAAGGUGGGCUGAGCUGAUGUUGGGUGUGGGGAAUGUCCUUUCUGAUACAUAUCGCUGUUCCGCCUCCGUGUUCGCCUCUGUGUUGGUCUGUCAGUGGGGUUUGAGUGGGGAGAUGAUUGGGUUUUUCUGGCGUACGUCUGCUGAAGAGCUGCUGCGUUUGAUGGAACACGAAGAGGGGGGAAUUCAGAUUGGGUGGGCUGGGUGGUCACGUUGGCAAUUCGGGCAUUUAAAGAAGUCGUUGGUGCAGUCAGUGAUGUGGUGGUUUCCGCCGCACUUGGCGCAAGUCGUCGGUCUCCUUUUAUUACUAGUUUGUCACGUCGUUCUUCUGUGGCGCGGUGGUGGUGGUAGUAUAGGUUGA